Rhizoctonia solani is the source of this 1740-nucleotide messenger RNA. RefSeq names its product Retrotransposable element Tf2 protein. Gene Ontology annotation, molecular function: nucleic acid binding. Gene Ontology annotation, biological process: DNA integration. The coding region runs from base 1 to 1740 and encodes 579 amino acids. The transcript has a single exon. The record is from RefSeq and is a predicted model, not a curated record. Lineage: Eukaryota; Fungi; Basidiomycota; Agaricomycetes; Cantharellales; Ceratobasidiaceae.
AUGGGAAUAAAUUCCCUGGUAUCGAGUGUGUCUACGACACAAGUCUUCACAGAUCAUAGGAACUUGGAAUAUUGGAUGCAGGCACAAACAUUCAACCGGCAACACGCUAGAUGGCGCAUAUUCCUGGGCGACUUCAAUUUUGAAAUCCACUAUUGCCCAGGGAAACAGUCGGGGAAACCGGAUGCACUAUCCAGAAGAGCGGACUAUGUAGAUGAACCCCAAGAACCAGAGGUCAUGUUACCAUCCGAGGUAUUUGCCAACACGUCUGAGGAAGAACUUGAGAUAGUCACGGAAAUCAGGAACAAACUGAGGGAGGACCCAUCCCUAGAACCCAUUAUCCAAUUCCUGACAGAAGAUGCGGACAAUGCACCCCCCUCCAUUCGGAAAGCUUACAGAGACUAUGAUUGGGAGGAAGACCUCCUAUGGUACCGCGGAAAACUAGUUGUUCCAGACUCUGAAGCCCUGAAGGAACGUCUACUCAGAGAAUUCCACAAUUCACCCCUGGCAGGGCACCCUGGACAACAAAGAACCCUGGAACUCCUGAGCCGCAACUAUUGGUGGCCAGGAAUGAAGUCGUCCUCCAAGGAAUGGGUAGAAUGUUGUCCUACUUGUCAAGCAAAUCGCCGUGCCCACGCCCCGGUUAUAUCCUUGAAGCCAUUAGAAGUCCCCCCUUUCCCGUUCCACACAAUCUCCUAUGACUUCAUUACAGGGUUUCCAAAGUCCCAAGGUCAUGAUGCAAUCCUAGUGGUAAUAGAUUCCUUUUCAAAAUUCGGCCACUUCAUCCCUACAUCAAAAAAGGUGACAGCCAAGGGACUUGCGGACUUGUUCAUCACACAUGUCUGGAAACUUCACGGAUUGCCCAUUAGGACCGUCUCAGAUAGAGGAACCACGUUCACAGGAAAAUUCCUCAGGGCCCUCUACCAAAGGCUAGGAGUCAAGCCGUCAUUCUCUUCAGCUUACCACCCUGAAUCGGAUGGUCAAACAGAGCGGGUAAACCAGUUCAUCGAAUUCUACCUCCGUUCUUACAUGGCCGCGGAUCAUUCAGAUUGGGCCACGUGGCUACCUUUGGCAGAAUACGCCUACAACAAUGCCAAGCACGCCGCUACAGGAAAGACACCGUUUGAACUGGUCUAUGGAAGAAACCCAAUAAUGAACCCCUCCAAUGUGCCAUCCAACGUCCCAGAGGCAGAUCAAUUGGUAGACAACCUAGCCAACGAAUGGAAAGAAGCCGAGGCCGCCCUCAGGAUGAGUAAGGAAAGAAUGGCCAGAGACAAGGGAACUACACCAGAAUACUCAAUCGGUGAAAAAGUCUGGUUGGACGGAAAAAACGUGGAAUUAAGAACCAAUUCCAAUAAACUAGACCCUAAAAGACUGGGCCCCUUCGAGAUCUCAGAAAAAAUUUCCAGCCACGCCUACCGCCUGAAGUUGCCUGAAACCUUGAGGAUCCACAAUGUGUUCUAUGUAGGGUUGUUAUCCAAAGUUCAUGAGUCUCCGAGCCAGCCAUUUCCAGAACGACCUCCCCCUGAAACAAUAGAGGGAGAAGAGGAAUACGAGGUAGAACAGAUCAUUGACUCAAAAAGGCAACGGGGAAAAUGGUUUUACUUAAUCAAGUGGAAAGGAUAUGGACCCGAGGACAACUCAUGGGAACCAGAGGAGUUACUUGAGCAUAGUCAGGAGGAAAUCAAACGCUUCAACAAGUCACAACUGAAAAAGGCUCGUGACUCCGCCAAGAGCCUUUAA